Cornus florida is the source of this 1019-nucleotide messenger RNA. Its product is annotated as replication protein A 14 kDa subunit B-like. The transcript is spliced from 3 exons. NCBI's taxonomy places the organism in Eukaryota, Viridiplantae, Streptophyta, Magnoliopsida, Cornales, Cornaceae. Gene Ontology annotation, molecular function: DNA binding. Gene Ontology annotation, cellular component: nucleus. Gene Ontology annotation, biological process: DNA repair; DNA recombination; DNA replication. The record is from RefSeq and is a predicted model, not a curated record. The coding region runs from base 180 to 659 and encodes 159 amino acids.
UUUUGCACUUUUGCGUAAUAAGUUAGGUUGAGAAAUCAAUAAUGUGUUAGCAAACUGACGGGCCAAUGCGUAUGCAAACGAAGCCCUAAAAACAUUUUCUCUUAUUUCCCGCCUUCGCACCCAAAAGUGCACAACAUUGGCGGCAAAAUUAAAAGGGUUAUUGGAAUGGGUCCUUGUGGAUGAGAUCUAGGGUUUCUACUUUCUAUUCUACCACUGCCAGUAGGCCCCUCCCCACUCACGCUUUCGGCAAUCACAAGCAGGUCGCCGGCCUUCUCCUUCCGAUUAACUUUACGGCCACACCAGCUUCGUUCCGACCAGAUCGUAAUUUUGUGGAGGAUAUGGAUACAUCAAACCCUGCUGUUUUUGUCAACACGGAGCUGUUGCGCAUGUAUGUGGGAAGGAAGGUUCGAGCAGUUAUUCAGGUUAUACGAUCUGAUGGUGGUGUUGUUGUUGGAAAAUCUACAGAUGAAAAACAGUUGAUGGUAAAAGGCUCUCCACCCUUUCCUCUUACAACCUUUGUUGAGGUAAUUGGCAUUGCCGACAGUAACCAAUCUAUCCAUGCUGAAGUAUGGACCAACUUUGGUGAUACAUUCGACACAAACAACUACAAUCAGCUUUGCCAGCUUGCAAAUGGGGAAUACAAGCACUUGUUUAUCUAAGGAAGUACAAGGAGCGUGGUUUGCACUGUGACAGCAUAUGAGGUAGAACAUAGUGAUGAACCAAGCCUGCUGUUUGGUUUUUGGCAUUGAAUUAGGAGCUUAAAUUUGGGUUAGGUCAUCUGAAUAACUAUUAGUGAAGUUGCUUGGUUUUCGGAGUCCCUUCUAACAUUAUUCAAUGCAAGAAUAUCAAUCUUGUUUGAACUUCAAUGUGGGAGCCUCUGGUUGAUUUAAAUUUAAUUAAUGAUGCUCGAGACAUUUCGUGUAAUUAAAUACACUUUGGGCACAUAUGUCAAAUUUAUAAUGCUAUGAUAUGUUUGGAUAUCGUGUGGAAAGGAUAUGAUUCCCUUGUGAUUUGAUGUA